CGCUGUGUAGUUCGUAAUUUGCAACUCUGGUGAAACGGUGAAGUACAUCAUUCGCGAUCGCUUUUCGUUGUCAAACCGGUUCUGGAAUAGAAUACAUUAGCGACGAUGAUUCGCACGGUGACUUUGUUGAUGUUUUUGUUGGUGGGAAUUGUAGCGGUCAUCGGUAGACCACAAAGUGCUCCUGGGCUAGAUACAGUGGUUCCUACGAGUACGGCUGCGACCACCACCACCACCACCAACGUGGAAGGCAGUUCCCAACCGAUCCCGACCUCGACGGAGGAAAGUAAGGUGUCCAAAUUCUUCGAUGACGUUUCUUCGGUGUUCAAACAAGGAACGGCAAGGGUUAAGGAAAGCUUCGAAAGUGCCGCUUCUUCGGUGAAGGAUGGUGUCAUGCGAGGAUACGAUUACGUGAAGGAUAAGCUAACUGGAUCGGUACAGACACCGGCGACCAACGCCACUGAUACCGUGCCAACCACUUCCGCAGUUACGGCAGUUGAAACCAGUACCGUCGCGGUACGAGCCUCAUCCAAAGCGACGGUCAGUUCCAUUGCGAAAGCAAUCAAUGUCGAACCGAACGACGAGGAGAUGAAAGACGAGAACGAGGAUCGAUUGAUUUUCAUCGGCGAUGAAGAGACAGGUACGGAUCCACCAACAACGACCAUCAAAAAGGGCCUGGAAGAUCGAUUCAUCAUCGAUGGACCGACGGCGUGCAAAACGGGCCAGUCGGUGGUCAACGGGAAAUGUCGAAAUACGUUCUGAUUCAGUAGGAUAAUAAGCAGACGCCUCGAACGAGUCAUCUCCAGAUUAAGUGUGAUUUUUUAAUUUAAUUCUAUUACGCGAGUAAUUCCGGGCAGUGCCCAAGUGUUUGUGCAGCUUGUGAAAUCGAGUCAAAUAAAUUGAAUUUAUUCCCGUUCUAAGU
Sabethes cyaneus is the source of this 919-nucleotide messenger RNA. RefSeq lists its product as uncharacterized. Lineage: Eukaryota; Metazoa; Arthropoda; Insecta; Diptera; Culicidae. The record is from RefSeq and is a predicted model, not a curated record. The transcript has a single exon. Bases 106 to 759 code for a protein of 217 amino acids.